AAAGUGAAUCAUUUUUUUGUCUUUUUUCCAAUGCCCCCAUCCCUUUAAAUUUAAAUUUGCAGCACUAUUCUGAUCCAAACAAACACUUUGUAAUAUACACAUAGAUGCCUACAUAUUAAAUUGUCUCUCCCAAUUAAUGCCUAAAAUUCCUUAUCCUUUUGCCUUUUCUACCCAUUCCCAUUUAGUCAUUUCAAAAUUUAUUACUAGCAACAUAGAAUUAUGUCAAAACAACUUGGACAAUUCCUUCAAGAACAACAAGAACCAUUUACCUUACAAAUCUAUCUUCUUGAAAGAGGUCAAUUUAAAAACAAACAUCUUAUUUCGGAUCGCGACUUUCGAUGUUGUUCUACAAAUUCUAGUACUUAUUUGUUCUUGAAGAGAUCAGCUAGUUGUGGUGCAAAGAAGAGAAGGAAACAGAUUCUUAAUUGUUCAAAGAUUGUGAAAUCUAUGUUUAACAAACUUGUUACAUUUAGAGAUAGUCAAAAAAUCAAGAAUUUGGCAAAUGAUCAAGAACACAACAAUUCUACAAGCAAAAAUAGUAAUGUUAUUGCAAAUGAUGAGAAAAUUUCUUCAAUAAGUAGUAGGAGUACUGUGUUCAAUUCUUGUUAUGAUUCUAGUGGUGCAGAUGACAACUUUCUACAUGAGAAACAGGUUUUUGAAGAGAGAAGAAAGUUAAGAGUGGAAUUUCUUGAACAAAGUAAACAACUCAGCCCUGUGUCAGUUCUAGAAGAAACUGAAUCUUCUGAUGAUGAUGAUUCUCCACAUGUCAAAAAACAAGAAUGUGUCAAGGCAAAGAAACAAGAGGAAUUUCCAAGUCCAUCAGUUUCAAAUUCAGGUGAAACAAGUCCUGAGUCUCAGUACAUUAAGAACAAGAAAGCAAUACAAGAAUCAAGACAACUCCUUUUUGAUUGUGUUAAAGAAGUGGUGGAAAAUCAAAAAUGUAAAGAAGAAGAAUUUCAAAGAAUUUUAGGAGCUGAACAACUAUGGGAACUUCUAUUACAAAAUAUUUGGUUAUGGAGCCAACAAUCCAUAAAUGAAACUAAUAUCAAACAAUUAAUGAUUUCUAAUAUGUUGAGUUCUUUUGAAGAGUCAAGUGGAUUUGAGGAAAAAAGGGAAAUAGGUAAGGUGAUUGGUGAUUUAAUUUUUGUUGAUAUUAGUAAUGAGAUUGUAUUAGAUAUGUUGAAUUAUUCUUCUUUAAGAUGAAUUUGUAGAAUUUAGAAAAAAAAAUGAAGUUAAAAUCAUAUAAGUUUUUAUAAUAAGUGUCUUUGUCUAUUUUUUGUUAGUA
Molecule: messenger RNA, 1285 nt
Organism: Solanum pennellii
Lineage: Eukaryota; Viridiplantae; Streptophyta; Magnoliopsida; Solanales; Solanaceae
Exons: 3
Coding region: 220-1203 (327 amino acids)
Source: RefSeq, a predicted model, not a curated record